This is a messenger RNA of Microthlaspi erraticum, 1443 nucleotides long. NCBI's taxonomy places the organism in Eukaryota, Viridiplantae, Streptophyta, Magnoliopsida, Brassicales, Brassicaceae. The record is from the annotation of a GenBank genome assembly.
AUGAUGGAAAUAGCUUAUCAGCCUCGGAUUGAUUCCGAGAUCGAAUCACUCGUCGAGAGAAUCAAUCCUCCCAGGGUUUGUAUAGACAACGACACAGACCCAGAGUGUACACUUGUUAAGGUGGAUAGCGCGAAUAAGUACGGGAUAUUACUGGACAUGGUUCAGGUUUUGGCUGACCUCGAUCUCGUUAUCUCCAAAUCUUACAUCUCAUCUGAUGGUGAAUGGUUCAUGGAUGUGUUUCACGUGACGGACCAACUCGGGAAUAAGCUCACCGACCGAAGCCUUAUUCUCUACAUCCAACAGGCAAUAUGUUCUAGCAGAACGGGAGGUAUAACAAAGGAGAUGCAGAGUAAUCUAAAACGGGAGGUGCAACAGCGCCACGUGUCAACAGAGCACACGGCGUUCGAGAUAACCGGAAUCGACAGACCUGGUUUGCUGUCCGAGAUCUCCGCCGUACUAUCCGACAUUGGUUGUCACGUGACUGCCGCUGUCGCGUGGACCCACCACGAGCGAGCGGCAAUGGUGAUUUAUCUAGAAGACGGCUUUCACGGUGGGCCCAUUAUCGACCCUAUAAGAAAGGCCCAAGUGAAGGAUCACCUGGAUACUGUUAUGGAAGCCCACCACAGAGUCGGCGAUGAGUCUCGGGUCGUCGUGAGUGUGGUCGAGGCUAAAGGCGGUCCGGUCGGGUGGGCCCACACUGAGCGGAGGCUUCAUGAGCUAAUGUUCGCUGAAGGAGACUUCGAGAAUUGCUUUGGCUGCGACUGUUUCAUUGGAGACAGGUGUGAUGCGUUGUGGAGGGGAAGGUGCGAGAGGAUACACGUGGCAAUCGAGGCUUGUAAUGGUUAUUCAAUGGUGAACGUGAAGUGUAGAGACAGACCAAAGCUAUUGUUCGACACGGUAUGCGCUUUGAAAGAGUUACAAUUCGUGGUGUUUCACGCCGUGGCCGGAGCUAAAGGCUCGACGGCGGAGCAAGAAUAUUUCAUAAGGAAGAAGAACGGGUGCACGUUAGAGACGGAAGGGCAGAGAGAGAGACUGAGGCAUUGUUUGGUAGCUGCGAUCGCGAGACGCGCUUCAAGCGGUUUGAAACUGGAGGUUCGGACAGAGAACAAGAUGGGUUUGUUGUCGGACGUGACGAGAGUUGUGAGAGAAAACGGUUUGUCGAUAACGAGAGCUGAGAUGAGCACGCAAGGAGAUCUGGCGGUUGGUUCGUUUUACGUGACGGAUGUGAACGGUGGUGAGACGGAUGCGACUGCGAGUGCGGUUGAAGCGGUUGUGCGGGAACUAGGUGGAGCGGUUGUGACGGCGGUAAAGGCGUUUGGGAUGGUGUCGACUAGGUUGGGUUCGUCGAGUGUUGAUGUGGAGCGAGACAGAGCUAAGUUGUCUAUUGGGAGAUUGGUUUGGUCGAAAUUAGAGAGAUUAUCGACGUCGAUAAGAUCCUUGUGA